ACUCACUUUGCGCGCUGCGGUUGUAAUAUUGCCAUUAAAGGGGAGUGAGUUCGCAGUGACGGGAAGGUCUAUCAUUGUAAAUUUAUGAUAAGAUUACUGUACUUUAUAGCGCAGGGGGAGAAGCUGGCACUCUCCUCCUGCUGAAUGCGCUAGACAGCAGUGGGACUCCAGUUGGCUGUGUGCGCUCAGACGCACAGACGCAAGCAUCCCACUGGCUGGAGUUGUUGGAGGACACUCGCCCGUUUCGCCUCCACCGCUGCUCUGAUCUCCGUGUCUUCGUCUCCUGGCGGUGAGAGGACCACCCGCAACGGGGGGGAAAUACAGAAAGAAGCUCCUAUUUUUUUAUUUAGACACCCCGGAGAGUGAGAGAAACUGUGCAAGAAUCGGGACUGGACACUUUUUUCUUCUUCUUCUUGCGUGUUGGAAGGGAAAUUAUUCCUCGCAUGAGCUGGAUCUGUUGUGUACAAGCGGAGCGCACACUGCUGCACCUUUUCAAUGGAUUUCAAUACAGUGGAAGUACUCUGGGAAUUAAACUACUGUUAAGUCGCUUUUAGUUCGCCAAUUCCGUUCCAACAAGGGUUUUUUUUUUUUUGGUAUUGCACACGCAGAGGAGAACGAUGAUCCUCGCAGUGUUGUAUGUUCUUCUGCCUCUUUUUGAUGUGUUGUGUUACGCAGAGGAGAACCUGCGCGCCGGAGCCACCCGGCUGGACUGUGUGAGGGCCAGCGAGCAGUGUCUGAAGGAGCAGGCGUGCAGCACCAAGUACCGCACCAUGAGGCAGUGCGUGGCCGGCGGCAAGGAGAGCAACUUCAGCAUGGUGGCCGGCCUGGAGGCGAAGGACGAGUGCCGGAGCGCCAUGGACGCGCUCAAGCAGAGUCCGCUGUACAACUGCCGGUGUAAAAGGGGCAUGAAGAAGGAGAAGAACUGCCUCCGCAUUUACUGGGGGAUCUAUCAGACAUUACAAGGUAAUGAUUUCCUGGAGGAUUCUCCAUAUGAACCAGUCAACAGCCGUCUAUCUGACAUUUUCCGCCUGGCUCCCAUCAUAGGUGAGCCUGCAGUCGCCAGAGAGAACAACUGCCUCAACGCCGCCAAGGCCUGCAACCUGAACGACACGUGUAAGAAGUACCGCUCGGCCUACAUCAGCCCCUGCACCAGCCGAGUCUCCACCGCUGAAGUCUGCAACAAGAGGAAAUGCCACAAGGCCCUGCGGCAGUUCUUUGACAAGGUUCCUCCAAAGCACAGCUACGGCAUGUUAUUCUGCUCGUGUCCGCUCAGUGACCAGACGGCGUGCUCCGAACGCCGGCGUCAGACCAUCGUUCCCGUCUGCUCGUAUGAAGAAAAGCAAAAACCCAACUGUCUGGAACUGCAGGCCUCCUGCAAGACCAACUACAUCUGCAGGUCACGACUCGCUGACUUCUUUGUCAACUGCCAGCCGGAGCCUCGUUCGCUGUCAGGCUGUCUGAAGGAAAACUACGCCGACUGUCUGCUCUCCUACUCGGGUCUGAUCGGUACGGUGAUGACGCCCAACUACCUGCGUUCCCCCAAAAUCAGCGUUUCUCCUUAUUGCGACUGCAGCAACAGCGGCAACAACAAGGACGAGUGUGACAAGUUCACCGAGUUUUUCACAGAGAACACCUGCCUCCGUAAUGCCAUCCAGGCCUUCGGGAACGGGACGGACGUGGGGGUUUGGCAGCCGUUGUCGCCCGUCCAGACCACCACCUCCACCACCACGCCCUACCAAAGAAACCGCGAACGCAACUCCAACACUAUCGACAACCACAUCAACACAGAUCCUGGCAUCUACCACUUCUGUGGCAGCCUACAGGCUCAGAAGUUGAAGUCAAACUCGAGCGUUGAUGGUGUCCUUUGCGUGGACCCUCAGAUAGACGGUCCAAGUACGUCCAAUGCCAUCCUGAGAAACUGGGCUGCCUCCAGACGGCCUGCAGGCCUGGCCUCGCUGCUGCCCCCGCUGCUCUGGCUGUGGUACUGCAGCCUGCCAGGGGACUUGUAGCCGCCUCGCAGCAACAAACUACAAACGGACUGACAAACACACAUUUGUACAAAAGAAAAAGCAAAACAAGAAAUUAUAUCCUUUCUUUUCAGUAAUACCUGUUGUACUUUUAUUUUCUCCCUGGAUUCAUUCUCUCUUUUGAUUCCUACUUCGAUUUUUUUAUGGAUUUUCUGAGAAGCUUUGUUGUUUUAUUGUCUUUUUUGUUUUUUUAGCAUUGCAGCUGUGUGCUAAAACGGUGAUCUACUAUACAUGUUAACUCAGUUUUUGGCUGUGUGUUCACGUUGGGCUAGUUGAAAAAAAAUACAAAUAAAGGGAUUUGCAGCGUCUAUUUAUUCUGCUCACUUGGGCAGAAAUGAGAAAAUACUCUAGGACUACAUUCCAGUAAACCACAGCUGGUGGCUCUUGGAACCGCAAUGUAAAUUAGCAUCAGUUUUCAGAGUUGUCAAAUCAGUUUCCACCCACGUCUGUUUGUGUGUUGAGGCUAUAGGUGGGAUCUUUCGCUUAAAAGUCACAGUCUGUUCAGUAACUGCUACAUCCUAUCACUUGGGCAGCCUUUUAGGUGUUAUUCAGUCUCCUCUGUGGUGUGUGUGGCUUGAUAAUGACGUGAUCUGGUAUUUUACAUUCAUAUGAGCUGAAUGAAAGGUCCACCCUACCUUUUUUUUUCCCUUUCUUUCAGGACGAACACCAAAAACAUCUGAGUAGUCAGAACAUCUGCGCCCAAACUGUCUUUCCUGUAGCUCGUACUGAACACACAUUGCCGCUGGCAAAAGCACACAAGCAAAGUCCCACAAACACAUACUGCACAUUUAUACACAUUCAGACAAAAAAACACAGUGAAACACACACAGCAGCAGGGUUUCUGCUCGCUUUUCCUCCCACCUCGGUUCAGCUAACGGAGUGCUGCUCACAGAUCACAGGACAGUUCGCUGCUGCAGAUGGCUGAAUCCACUCCGCUCAUUAGUGAUUGUACAUACGUGUAAUUGUCCCAGCCAUGUUUUAGUGUUUAUUUUUUUGGAUGAGGUAACAGAGAAGCUGCUGAAGUUUCACCUGAAUGAUCUUGUUUUUCUUUUUUUGUUUGGUUUAUGUACUUCGCUGCAUUGAGCCCACAAAAACAAGAGCUGAGGAAAAUCACGGGCUUAUUGUUGUCAAGUGCAUUCGGCUUUGACUCAGCCUCCAUUGAUCCAAAGCAUCCUCUUCUGUCGGUUCUGUGUCACGACUUAUUCCCUCAAUUGUGAAACUCUUGAAGCUUUGGUGGGGAGGAAGAAGGAAAAUUUGAACCAACCGCUUGCUAAACCGCCUCGCUGCAGAUGUUGAGUUUUGUAUUCUAGCACAGCAUGCACAGUUUACCUUGAAGAAUAAUAGAAUUUAAAGCAAUUUUAGCUGGUGGUGGUCAGUUUUGUCAGCUAUAAUAUUAGCUGUCCCUUGUACAUUUUAGCUAACUAGCUAAACAAAAGGAAUACACUAAUAAACAAACUUUAAAUAAUGCAAAAACUUUGUAACACCUCACAAUAAAAGCUCUGCUGAAGCCUGUUCUGUGGUUGGUAGGAAAGCAGUCAGCAUCCAUGUACAAGCCAAGGACAGAAAGGAUGUUAUUUUGUUGUGAUGCCACUAUGUGCAAGGCAAAUGUGAGGAGGAAGAGGAAGGAUUUUGAAGGUUAAGGACUACAACCUUGAUAAUACUUCCCUGCAGAUCCGUAUAUGAACAGCUGGAGAUACUGCAAUCUAUAUUAUACUAAUUUUGAGUUUCAGUUGGUUUGAGUUUCUGUCCACUGCUUCAUUUGCUCCAUUCAUGCUCUGUAGAUCUACAUAAUCUGUGCAUGCAAACUGCUGUGCUUUUGUAUUGUAAUAGUGCUGACACAAAUUUCAGACUCUUGUAUACUUGAGUAGAAGACAAAAUGUAUUUCACAUGGUCCCAUAUGAAUCCUUGCUUACUCCCUGACAUGGAACAAAUAACACUAAAUAAUCAGUUUUGUCAACAUAUUUUGGGUUUAAAACCUCAAACUAAUCAAGAGCAUGACAGAUCUGCUAAAACUUUGCUAACCAUAAGGACCUUCUGAUGUAGAUUUUGUCAGUUCUUGAAGUUCAUGAAAGUCCGUACGCAGUCCAAAAUUUGUGUCCAACCAGACAUCCUGCACAGCAACAAGCUACGCUACAACGACAUUAGUGUAUAUAGUCUGCAACAGUGUGUAUAUGUGGAUGUCUGGAGUAUAGAAGCUCUUAGCUGACUCUAAACAAAGAAGAAAGUAGUUAGGGUAAGGCCAGAGUUUUUACUUUUGAGUACAUGAGGUUCCGUGAGACUUUCUAAAUUUUGUGCACCCCAAAAUUUGCGUCUGAGUGGACGAUCCACACAGAAACUACACCAUAAGGACAAGUGUAAAUGCUCAGCAGUAGCCUGGAUGCAUGGCCUACCAAAUCCAAGCAGACUAGAAAGUAGUGUAAGUCUAGUGUUUUUCUUUCACUGUCCACAAAGAUCCACAAAAGACCUCCAGGGUCCAUGUGACACAAAUUUCGUUAGUUCUUCUAGACUGCUUUGGUCCGUGCAGAUGCCACCACAGGAUAUUUGCCUAAAACUGGAUAAGCUACUACAUCACUAGGGCAACAAUGUGCAUGUUUUGCAGUAGCACAUAGGCAGAAUAUUUGGAUACAACCUAGUUUGCAUUUAUAGGUCAGAUUGGAUUGCUUGCAAUGGACUCAAAAGUACACCAACAUACAGUGUCCAAAUGAGAAGUUGCUUUUAAAGAAGUAGAUGAUGGCAUUCAGGCACUGCUGGAAUUUGAACCCAGGAUCAUUGGUUUACAAGACAGCCAAUUUUACUGUCUAAGCCACAGCGCCUUGCAGUGGCCUAUGUCUACACAACAUCUACAACGUAGUAUAAUCAAGGCUUCAAGCUCUGAUGUGACCUUGUGACUCCCAAAUUAAGGCCAUUUUGCUAAUUAAGUGCUGGAUUACAGCUGUAUUCAAUAAGGAAGGUAUGCUAACUUUACCAUAUAUUGGAUUGCUCGCAGUGGACUCAGAAGUACACAAACAUAUGGUGGCCAUAUCACAAUCAUUCUAUUGAUCUGAAAUUGCUUUAGACAAGUGGAUGGUAACGCAAAGGGACUGCUGGGCCUUGGACCCAAGAUCUCCUGUUUACGAGACAGGCACUUUGACCAGCUAGGCCACAGCGCCUCAUCGCUGUAUGUGUCUAUACGACGUCUACAACGGAGCAUAAUCAAGGCUUCUGGUUGUGAUAGCAUGUACAGAUGUGAACUUGCAACCCUAAAACGAAGGCGAUUUUGCUAACUGCUAGAUUACAACUGUAUACAGUAAGGAAGGCAUGCUAACCUUAGCAUCUUGUAAUCUUCAAAUUAUAAGACAAAACUAGCGCCACCCUUCCAACUUUUUGGAUUCAUGUUGACACAGCCUCGCCUCUCCAACAUGCUGAACGCACUCCAAAGCUUGACAGACCCGCUGUGCUUAAAGCUCAAAUUAGCUGCUCGGGGCGUAAGUUUAGCAAACGGUCAGCUUUCAUCUUUCUUUUUAUUUCAUUUCAUUUAUGUGUAAACCAUUAAAGCAUUUUGUAUGUCUGCUCUCGAGGACUGCUGGGAAAAUAAAUAAAAAAUAAACAGAACCACGGCAUCGCAAUCACACUCUCAGAAGUAGGAGAGCAUCUGUUUCCAUCAGCUUUUCACACAGAGGCAUAUGGUUUCACACGAAUCCUCCCCCAUGGCCAACCCAAGCUUUUAAUUUUGACAGACUUUUCCCUGCAGCUCGAUCAGGACGUUUACAUACAUCACCGUGGCAUGUUCAGCAAAUUCCUUUUUAGCCAUUGUGGACGCUGAUGGGAGCAUUUUACGACUCGCUGCUUGGGUUUAUGUAGCUUCUCAAAACACAAGUAAUGUAUAGUAGAACUUAAAUGUUAUUUACCAAGCAUAAACAUGGUAUAUGCACUGUAUGUACUUGGCUGAAACUAUGAAUUGGACAAAUAAAUGUCUGAUGAUAUUCUAUUUCAGAGCAUUGUGAGCUAUUUUGACAUUCAGAUACAACAUAGAGUACAUUGAAUAAGGCAGAAUAUUGUUUUUUAUAACAACUUAAAUGUAUAUUUCUCCGAGUAUGUACAUGAUUAUGGAAUAUUAUUGCAUCUGAGUCAGAGGAUAUCAAUGUAACUCUCCUAUUGUGGUUUAAAAAAACGACUGUAUUUCCAUAUUGUUUUGUACCAUAGACUCAUUAACGCUUAAAUAUAGUAUUGAUUUUUUUUGGCUAAGAUUUACACUUAUUUUUCUAUCUUUUAUUAAGUUUUGCUGUUUUGAUGAGUUGAAGUGAAUGAGACAGACCUGAAACAGAUUUUUCUAAGAGCAUUUGAUGUGUAAUUAUUUUUUUUCCUGCUGAAAUAGUUAUGGCGAUGAUGGGUAGAAGUUGAGCAAGAAAGAAAAUGCAUUGCAUGAAAAAGAAAGUGAAUCAACAUUUAGAGAGGAAUAUAUUCUGUGCCACGCCUUUAGAGGCUUUUUUUUGUUUUUGUUUGACCAGACGUGGGUAAACUUGCCACAGAUUGAAUGUGAGCAGUUUGGAUGGAAAUUUAAAGAGAAAUGUUAUGAGUUACGACUGCUACGUAACGAAUGUUACGAGUUGCUGACAACAUUUCUCGGAAUUGUGUCUUAAAAGUUAGUUUGAUCGUUUUAUUUUUGAAUCCCAGCGUUCAUAUCUUCACAGGUCCCUAAAUUACGAGAGCAAAGUUUAUCGAGGUGGUUCUUUGCAAAGUUCAGAACAGGAAUUCAAUUUUGAAAAGUUAAAAAAACGUUUUUCUGUCCUUCACCAUCUCAUCUGCUGUUUCUGAAGAUGCAGACUUCCUUGGCUAUCUGGCAUCAUUAACUUCUUAGCUUGUGAAAAUGUAAAAUCUAUUGUACAAAAGUUAUAAUUAAAAACUAUUAAAUCA
This is a messenger RNA of Acanthochromis polyacanthus (spiny chromis), 6920 nucleotides long. RefSeq names its product gdnf family receptor alpha 1a (gene gfra1a). Bases 618 to 2009 code for a protein of 463 amino acids. Gene Ontology annotation, molecular function: signaling receptor activity. Gene Ontology annotation, cellular component: external side of plasma membrane; signaling receptor complex. The record is from RefSeq and is a predicted model, not a curated record. Gene Ontology annotation, biological process: nervous system development. The transcript is spliced from 10 exons. NCBI's taxonomy places the organism in Eukaryota, Metazoa, Chordata, Actinopteri, Pomacentridae.